Messenger RNA from Aphidius gifuensis, 997 nucleotides. RefSeq names its product pathogenesis-related protein 5-like. The coding region runs from base 119 to 865 and encodes 248 amino acids. The record is from RefSeq and is a predicted model, not a curated record. The transcript has 2 exons. Lineage: Eukaryota; Metazoa; Arthropoda; Insecta; Hymenoptera; Braconidae.
AAUAUUGGUAGGUAUAUAAAAAGAUGCUCAAAAAUGACCGUAGAAUAUUAAUUGCCAUCAUUGGCAAAACACUGUAAACAUAGUGUUAAUAAAUAUCCAAAAAUUAUAUUUAAAAACGAUGGAGUUUAAAUUUUUUUUAUCAUUUCUGCUGAUGAUUGGCGGAUCAAUUGCUAAUCAAUUUAAAAUAUACAAUGGUUGUCCAUUUACGAUCUGGCCUGCUAUUCAAGGUAAUCCAGGAAAGGCACACCUUGAAGGGGGUGGAUUUCAAUUGGGAAAAUAUGAAGCAAAGUUUGUAAAUACACCAACUGAUUGGGCCGGCAGAAUUUGGGCAAGAACAAAUUGCGAUGGUUCAGGAAGAUGUGAAACUGGUGAUUGCGGAAAUAAAAUACAAUGUAAUGGAGCUGGUGGUGUACCACCAGCAUCACUUGCUGAAGUGACAUUAAAAGGUGCUGGUGGACUUGAUUAUUAUGACAUUUCUUUGGUUGAUGGAUACAAUCUGCCCAUCAGAAUGACACCAACUGGUGGAUAUGUCAAGAGAGAUAAUGGUCAAUAUGAUUGCAAAUCAGCUGGUUGUCAUGCCGAUCUGAAUGCAAAAUGUCCAAAGGAAUUGGCUGUUAAAAAUUCAGGUGGUUAUACUGUUGCUUGUAAAAGUGCUUGUGCAGCUUUUAAUACUGAUGAGUACUGUUGUCGUGGUGCUCACAAUACUCCGCAAACAUGUAAAAGUAAAGAUUGGCCGGUCAAUUAUCCGGCAAUAUUCAAAUCAGCUUGUCCUGAUGCAUAUAGCUACGCCUAUGAUGACACAACUAGUACCUUUACUUGUAAAGGUAAUCCAAAUACAAAUUAUGAAAUUGUUUUCUGCCCAUAAAACUUUUUUACAAAGUUAAAUAUUUAUUUUGAACAUAAAUUACCUAUCAAGGUGCAAAUAUAUAUUAUAUUUUUUUAAUAUAUGAAUUUGUUGCGUGACACAAACUCAACACAAAAUUAUUGUAACUUGAUA